Messenger RNA from Nicotiana attenuata, 1638 nucleotides. RefSeq lists its product as uncharacterized. The record is from RefSeq and is a predicted model, not a curated record. The transcript has 3 exons. The coding region runs from base 1 to 1638 and encodes 545 amino acids. NCBI's taxonomy places the organism in Eukaryota, Viridiplantae, Streptophyta, Magnoliopsida, Solanales, Solanaceae.
AUGCCAGAGGUUUCAACCAAUAAUCAACAAAUCCAAACAACUAAUAUGUUUGCAGCUCUAGAAGGACAGGAUGAUGAGGAUCAAGACAAUAAUCAACUGAUUCGGGUGGAAGAUAGUAAUCCUGCAAAAAGUCCAACCAAUGCUAAUACGACCAAGAAAUUAAAUCCUUCAGCAGCUGUAUUUACUCCUAAGUCUACAGGAGUGGGGAGUACUGCAAGGAAAGGAAAAGUUCAUAAUGUGAAGGAGAAUGCAGACCUGGAGGGUGCUCAGAAGGAAACUACAGCAGCAUGGGUUAAUAGAACAUUCAAUGAAAAGAUUGUUGAAACAAAUCAAUCUUGCCAGGAAAUUCCUUCUCAAGCUACUGAGAUAGAUGCAGCUCUAAAGGUGACAAAUGGCAAUGAGAGGGUACAAGUAGAAGGAAGGAAAAUGUGGACUCAACAGGUAGAAGAGGAUUUAGAAGAAGGGGAAUUACCAGAUGGUGCCAGUGGAGAAAAAUGCAAGAUGUCAGAAAACUUGAAAGAUGAGGAUCAUGGAGUAGAAGUAAUGAUUAAUGUGGAGCAGCAGAUGACUUUGAAGCUAACAAAUAUGGACUCUCAGAUCUCCUUUAUUGUCACAUUUGUAUAUGCUAAGUGUGACAAUAUAGAGAGAAUUGAACUAUGGGACAGUAUGUAUUAUCUUGCAAGAGAUAUGACCAUGCCUUGGCUUGUAGCUGGGGAUUUUAAUGUAAUAUGGGAUGAGGAGGAGAAGUUUGGUGGUUUGCCAGUGUCAAUGAAUGAAGUAAAUGACUUUAGGCAUUGUGUAAAUACAUGUAAUCUCACAGAUUUGGGGUUCAAAGGUAGUAUUUUUACCUGGUGGAAUGGGAGAGCUGAGGAUGAUUGCAUCUUUAAAAGACUGGACAAAUGUCUGGCUAAUGCAGAGUUCCAACAAAUGUUGCCUACUAUUGAAGUUAGCCACUUAUCUAAAACAGGAUCUGAUCAUAGUCCUAUGUUGUUGAAAGGUUCAGCUGAUGAAAUACCUGUGAAGAAGGCUUUCAGAUUUUUGAAUUUUUGGACAAAGCAUCCUUCCUUUCAAGAUGUAGUGAAGGAGAACUGGAAGCUUGACUGUGGGAGAUCCAUUCAUCAUAAAAUAGCAAGCUUGGAAGAGGUAGUAUUGGUACAUGAGACUGAAUUUGAGAGGAAUCCUUCAGUUCAAAAUAGAGAAAGGUUGCAGAAAGUUCAAGGAGAACUAAUCAGAUAUUUGGCAUUAGAAGAGGAAUUUUGGAAACAAAAGGCUGGUAUGACCUUGUUUCAAGAUGGAGACAGAAAUACCAAAUUCUUUCAUGCUCAAGUAAAUGGAAGGAGGAAAAGGUUACAGCUUAAAAGAAUUCAAAACAAUGAGAGCAACUGGAUAGAAGAUAGUAAUGAGCUGGCUGAAGAAGCAGUAAGUUUUUAUCAAAAACAGUUCCAUGAGGAUACAGUUCCUACUAAUUUUAGAAUUUUGGAACACAUUCCUGCAAUGGUGGAAAAUAGUCAGAACAUUCGACUAACUCAACAACCUACAACAGAAGAGAUCAAAACUGCAGUAAUGGGGCUGAAUGGUGAAAGUGCAGGUGGUCCAGAUGGUUUCACAGGAUGUUUUUCCAUACUUGUUGGGACAUAA